Messenger RNA from Strongylus vulgaris, 219 nucleotides. The record is from the annotation of a GenBank genome assembly. Lineage: Eukaryota; Metazoa; Nematoda; Chromadorea; Rhabditida; Strongylidae.
AUGCGCAGAGAACAGCAUGGACGUCACGAUAACACGGAAACAUCUUGGGGUAGCAGGGUGGAGCCUCGACAACGACCACGCAAGGCACCGAUCGCGGUGAACCAGCUGAAUCUGCGCGAUCACAGCCAAAUUCAAUUUCCUAAUACCCUCUUGCAGCAAGUGACGGGUACUAAACGACAUGCACCCCCUCCUGGCUUACUUAUCUCAGUCACAUAUUAA